AUGCAGCAGUCACCGGUGCAAGUGGUGUCGAGGCGCACCGUGAAGCCGCCGCCUCGGCCACGCGAGCGCAUCCCGCUCACCACCUGGGACCUCUCGUUGCUCUCCGCCGACUACAUCCAGAAGGGCCUGCUCUUCGCACCGCCGCCCUGCUUCUCCACCUUCACCCACCUCGUCGACCACCUCCAGGCCGCCCUCGCCGAUGCGAUCGCCACCUACUACCCCGUCGCCGGCCGCCUCGCCAUCGACCAGCACCAUGACGACGAGGGCCACGUCGUCGGCUGCUCCGUCUCCGUCGACUGCGCCGGCCAGGGUGUCGAGGUCCUCGAGGCUAUCGCGGACGGCGUCGCGGUCGCCGACGUCGUCCCUCCCGACGCCGAUGUCCCGAGCGUCGUCCGAUCCUUCUUCCCGCUCAACGAGGCCGUCAACUACGACGGCCACGAGCGCCCGCUCUUCGUCGUCCAGGUCACCGAGCUCGCCGACGGCGUCUUCGUCGGGUUCGUGUACAACCACGCGCUCUCCGACGGCACGGCCUUCUGGAACUUCAUCAACGCGUGGGCGGAGAUCGCGCGGGUCAGGCUGUUGCCGUCCCCGGGCGGCCCCCGCGUGUUCGCGUCCCGCACGCCGCCCCUUUUCGAGCGCUGGUCGCCCGACGGUAGUGGCGCGGCGGCGGCGCCGGUCGUGCUCCCUUACGCCGACCUGGAGGGGCUCAUCGCGAGGCCGACGAUGCCGCCGCCGCCGCAGAGGGACCGGAUGCUGCACUUCUCGGCGGAGUCUCUGGCGGCGCUCAAGGAGCGUGCACGGCAGGAGCUCCUGGCAGCCGGGGACACGGCCGGGGCGGCCGCCGUGACAAGUUUCCAGGCGCUGAGCUCGCUGCUAUGGAGGUGCUUCGUCCGCGCGCGGCGCACGGCGCCGGAGCAGGAGGUGGUGUUCCGCGCGUCCGCCAACAACCGCGGGCGGCUCCGGCCGCCGCUGCCGGCGGAGUACUUAGGGAACGCCAUCAACGCCGUCUCGACGGAGGCGGUGCGCGCGUCGGAGCUGCUGGCGCGCGGGCACGGGUGGGCGGCGGCCGCUGUGGGACGCGCGGUGGCGGCGCACACGGACGCGGGCAUCCGAGCGCUAGCGGCAGCCUGGGCGGCGAAGCCGGGGCUGUCGGCGUUCAGGCUGUUCGACCCGAACGCAAUGUUUAUCAGCAGCUCGCCCCGGUUCGACAUGUACGGCUGCGACUUCGGGUGGGGGGAGGCGCUGGCGGUGCGGGGUGGCAAGGCCAACAAGUACGACGGGAAGGUGUCGUUGUUCCCGGGGCGGGAGGGCGGAGGCAGCAUCGACGCGGAGGUGGUGCUGACGCCGGAGCACAUGGUAGCGCUGGAGCAGGACGACGAGUUCUGGGCUGCCGUGUCGCCGGACGUGCAGCCGGCGAGGAAAUAUUGA
Miscanthus lutarioriparius is the source of this 1428-nucleotide messenger RNA. NCBI's taxonomy places the organism in Eukaryota, Viridiplantae, Streptophyta, Magnoliopsida, Poales, Poaceae. The record is from the annotation of a GenBank genome assembly.